Arachis ipaensis is the source of this 4966-nucleotide messenger RNA. Lineage: Eukaryota; Viridiplantae; Streptophyta; Magnoliopsida; Fabales; Fabaceae. The record is from RefSeq and is a predicted model, not a curated record.
AUGGAAGCUGAGACUAGUUCUAGCAGCAGCAAGAACAGAGUAAGAAUAAACAAUGACUAUGGCUUCAUGGAUACGAUUCUUUCGUGGUCCAUUGAUGAUAUUCUCAAUGAAGAACUCUACAAAACUCAGGUCGACAGGAUUGAGCUCUCGUUUAAAUCGGUAAAUAAUUACAUUGGAUCUUUCGUAUAUCCGUUAUUAGAAGAAACACGAGCGCAGCUAUGCUCGAGUAUGGAGGUCUUGCAGAACGCUCCAUUCGCAAAAGUGAACAGCAUUGACAAUGAUAAGAAAUUUGGAAGAAAAUUCUACAAUUUGAACAUUGGGGAAUGGAAAAACAGAUUCACUCUUCGUACUAACGAGCCGUACAGAAUUCUUCCAGGAGAUGUUCUAAUUUUGACAGAUUAUAAACCGGAAACCGUCAAUGGUUUGCAGAGGUUUGCAAGGAUGUGGACUUUUGUUUCAGUAGUCAAAACAAGUGAAGAUGAAGAUUUAAAUCUUAAGGUUAAGGUGAAGGCAUCAAGUGAUAUUGAUCCCGAACUCAAGUAUAAUAAGUCUCUUUUUCUUGUCUUUUUGACAAAUAUAAGCUCGAAUAGAAGAAUUUGGAAUGCACUUCACAUGGAUGGGAAUUUGAAUAUAGUGAACCAAGUGUUAACCACAAGCGAAACGGCGGUUGCGGAGAGUUGUAACUGCUGCUCUGUGAGUGAAAUGUCAAGGGAUGACAGUUCUUUAGAAAGGUUAUUAUCGAAUCUGAAUGAUUACCAAAAGAAAGCCAUUCAUGCAUGUCUUUCGGGAAUUCGGUGCAGCUGUACUAAUAACAACUCAAAGAUCAAGCUGAUAUGGGGUCCCCCGGGGACGGGGAAGACUAAAACUUUGGCCACACUCCUCUUUGCUCUGAUGAAAAUGAAAUACAGAGUCCUUGUAUGUGCCCCUACAAAUGUUGCCAUAAAAGAAAUUGCUUCACGCGUUGUGAGUAUUGUGAAGGAUUCGGAAUCUGGUGAAACGUUCUGUUCUUUAGGGAGCUUUCUCUUGUUUGGGAAUAAUGAAAGACUUAAAGUUGAUGGGGAAUUAGUUGAGGAAAUAUAUUUGGAUUAUCGUGUGCAGGAGCUCACAGAAUGUUUUGGAUCUUAUAAAGGUCUGAGUUCCUGCUUACGAGAAAUGUUUCAUUUUCUUGAUGGUUACGAAUUGAAAAGGAAUUAUACUGGAAAGUUUAGAGGAGAGUUUCUCUCUACAGCAUUGCGGCUAAGGCGCUGCAUUUCUAUCUUAUUUACACACGUAAACGUGGACAUUGUUGUGUAUGAAAAACUCUAUCAGAACUUGGUCUUGUUGAAGAAGGCACUUGAUUCCUUUGAAGAUUUGCUGUUUCAAAAUGGUGAAUACCAAUCAUUGUGCAAAGAGAGAAAUGAAUGCCUAGAGGCUUUAAAAGUCGCAAGAGAUUCACUUGUUAGAUUUCCGUUUACAAAAUCUUUUAAAGAUAAGGCGAUCCGGGAGUCAUGUUUGCAAAAUGCAUCAUUAUUAUUUUGCACUGUUUCUGGCUCGUACAAUCUACAUUCUGUUGCGAUGAAGCCACUCGACAUUUUGGUUAUAGAUGAAGCGGCGCAGUUAAAAGAAUGCGAAUCGCUCAUAGCCAUGAAAAUUGAAGGAAUAAGACAUGCUAUCCUUCUUGGGGAUGAAUGUCAACUACCUUCGGUGGUAGAAAGUACUGUCUCUCGUGAAGUUGGUUUUGGAAGAAGCUUAUUUGAGAGACUUAGCAUAUCUGGUCAUCCUAAACAGCUUCUAAGCAUGCAGCACAGGAUGCACCCUAAAAUUAGCUCGUUUCCGAAUUCAUAUUUCUAUUUUAACAAAAUUCUUGACGCUCCAAAUGUCCAAAGAAUUGAAUACAACAAGAAAUAUCUCCCUGGGAAAAUCUUUGGUCCCUAUUCUUUUAUAAAUGUGGCUGGGGGAAGAGAAGAGUAUGAUGCGGCUGGUCGGAGCCGAAAAAAUGUUGCCGAAGUCGCAGUUGUAACGACAAUAGUGAAGAAUCUGCAUAAAUCAUGGCUUGCCAAAAGGGAGAAACUAUGCAUUGGUAUUGUGUCUCCUUAUGUAGCUCAAGUCGCGGCAAUCCAGGAAAAAAUUGGAAAAAUCUAUGACAACGAUGUUGAGUUUACUGUGAAUGUUAAAUCAAUUGAUGGAUUUCAGGGUGGAGAACAGGACGUGAUUAUUCUGUCCACUGUUAGAACAAAUAACAGGACGCCUCUCGAUUUUGUUUCAUCCCAGCAGAGGACAAAUGUUGCUCUCACAAGGGCUAGGCACUGUUUAUGGAUUUUGGGGAAUGAGAGGGCCUUAUCAUACAAUGAAAAUGUAUGGAAGCAUAUUAUCUCUGAUGUAAAGAAGCGUAACUGUUUCUUCAAUGCUGAAGAGGAUGAAGAAUUCUCUAAAGCCAUUUUGGAUGCAAGAAAAGAUAUGGAUCAAUUUGAUGAUUUGCUUAUGACAAAUAGCAUCUUAUUCAGAAAUUCAAGAUGGAAGGUUAACUUCAGUGACAAGUUUCUCAGAUCGUUUAAGAGCCUGCCGUCUGAGCACUCUAAGAAGUUAGUUAUUAACCUUCUUGAGAGGCUUUCUAAUGGAUUGAGGCCGAACAAGACUCGAGUUCAAUCAUUGAGCAAUGAUUCAUCUGAGAUUCUGAAAAGUUUCAAAAUUGAAAGCAGGUAUCUGAUCUUCUCAAUAGAAAUAGUCAGGUAUUCGAGUUAUAUGCAGGUUUUGAAGAUAUGGGACAUAUUACCUCCCAACGAUCUUCAUAAAUUGGCCAAGCGACUUGGAAAUGUAUUUGCAACAUACACUGAAGAUUAUAUCAGUCGGUGCAAAGAGAAAGGUUUUUACAGGCAAAUUGAGAUUCCUCUAACCUGGCCGCUCUCAAGGAACAUUCAAAAAUUAAAGAAUGCCGAUAACAAUAAAGGAAACGAAGGAGAGAAAUUAGUAUCUGUAUGUGAAGAUAGAAAUGAAGCUGAAAUGUCAAAGUUUAAGGAGUGGCUUCUGUUAAUGAAAUACUGUUCCAACAGUGACCAUGAAGCCAUAGAUUUGGAUCUUCUUCCAAUUUCAUUAACAGAAGAACAGCGCAGAGUGAUCUUCUAUCCCCGGAGUACAUUUCUACUUGGACGUUUCGGAACGGGGAAAACAACUGUGUUAACAACCAAGAUGAUUCGUAACCAAAAACUGCACCAUUCGGCAGUUGAACUUGUAUAUGAAAGAAGCGCGAGUGCACUUGAGAAUUGCGACAAGUCUCAAGAGAUUUGUGCUGAGACAGAGAGGCCAGUUUUGAGGCAGUUAUUUGUGACACUAAGUCCUGAACUGUGUCAGGAGGUGAAAUGCCAUGUCUCUCGGUUUGAAAGGUUUGUGGGAACAUCGGAAGCAAGUAGUUCUUCGGUAAAAGAUAUCCAUUUGCCAGAUUCAUUCCUGAAUGUUCAAUUUAGUUCAUAUCCACUAGUGGUUACAUUUCGCAAAUUCUUGAUGAUGCUGGAUCUGAGUUUGGGUAGAUCAUAUUUCGAGAGGUUCAAGGUCGCUAAGAAUUCUUCUCUUGGCCAAGGUUUAGUUCCAUGGGAGGCUUUCUUAGCAACCAAGGAAGUGACUUAUGAAAAGUUUGAUUCCUCCUAUUGGCCGCACUUCAAUGCACAAAAGAUCAAGAACCUUGGUUCUUAUCAAGUGUUCACUGAAAUAAUGACGCAUAUCAAAGGCGGCAUUGAAGCCACAAACACGGGUAAGAUGAGCCGUAAGGACUAUCUCACUCUUUCUGAAAGCAGAAGAUCAAGUUUGAGCGGGCCGAAAAGGGACUUGAUCUAUGAUACCUUUGAAAACUAUGAGAACAUGAAGAUGAGCAAGGGAGAGUUUGAUAUGGCUGAUUUUGUAAGCGACCUACAUAGAAGGUUAAGAUCUUCAAGAUACCAAGGUGAUCUAAUGCACUUUGUAUAUAUUGAUGAGGUGCAGGAUCUAACCAUGUCUCAGAUUGCUUUGUUCAAGCAUAUCUGCCCGAAUGUAGAGGAAGGUUUCAUUUUCUGUGGAGAUACGGCUCAGACAAUCGGACGAGGGAUCGAUUUCAGGUUCCAGGAUGUAAGGGCCCUCUUUUACAACAAGUUUACGCUUGAAUCAAAUAAAGAGAAGGGCCUUAUUUCAGAUAUGUUCAUGUUAAGUGAAAACUUUCGUAGUAAAGCCGAGGUUCUUAAGUUGGCACAAAGUAUCGUUGAACUUCUCUUCCAUUUCUUCCCUUAUUCGGUGGACAUUUUGAAGGUGGAGACCAGUUUGAUAACUGGGGAAGCCCCCUAUAUACUUUUAGGAAAUUGGAUUGAAACAAUUUUUGGUGAAAAUGGAUAUAAGAAUGUUGAGUUUGGAGCGAAUCAAGCCAUCGUGGUGCGCGAUAAUGAAACUCGAGAGAAAAUCUUGCCUCUGGUGGGAAAAAAAGCUCUUGUUUUAACAAUUUUGGAGUGCAAAGGCCUUGAAUUUGAGGAUGUAUUACUAUACAACUUUUUAUCAACUUCACCCUUGAAGAGGCAAUGGGGAGUCAUAUACCAAUUCAUGAAGGAAAAGCAUGUAUUUUGUGCAAGUUUUGAUGAAACCAAGCACAAUGUUUUGUGCUCUGAACUUAAGCAGUUAUAUGUUGCUGUAACGAGGAGUAAGAAUAGAUUGUGGAUAUGUGAAGAUAAAGAAGAAUUUUCGAGACCGAUGAUUGAUUAUUGGAAAAAGAAAAGUCUUGUCCAAUUCAUGAACCAACCUAAUGAGGCUUAUUACUCAAUGCAGAGUGGAAUUAAGGAAUAUUUUUUGGAGGCAAUGAAGAAUUACUCAACUAAUUCACACGAAUGGAUGGAGCGUGGAAUUAAGCUAUAUAAUCAAAAUAAUUAUAGCAUGGCUACCAUGUGUUUUGAAAGAGCCGGGGACGAUUAUUGGUUGAAAAAGUGUAAACAUGCUGCUCUGAUUGCAAUGUAAAUCAAUAUACUUUUUCAAUGUA